Molecule: messenger RNA, 3568 nt
Organism: Siniperca chuatsi (mandarin fish)
Lineage: Eukaryota; Metazoa; Chordata; Actinopteri; Centrarchiformes; Sinipercidae
Gene: rad54b
Product: RAD54 homolog B
Exons: 16
Coding region: 433-3267 (944 amino acids)
Biological process (GO): double-strand break repair via homologous recombination; reciprocal meiotic recombination
Cellular component (GO): nucleus
Molecular function (GO): DNA translocase activity; ATP binding; ATP-dependent chromatin remodeler activity
Source: RefSeq, a predicted model, not a curated record
CAGCCGAGAAUAAACCGGGUUAUCAGUGUUAGCGAGUUAGCUAGCUUGCUAACCUGCCACAGUGAAGCAACAGGUUAAUGUCGCUUGUAGCGUUGAUCAUUUCUAGUUACCCAGGUGUAGCAGGCCUACGACUUUCAGAGAUGAAGCUGAAAAGGGUAGAAAGCCCUCGAUUAGAUGAUUGUCCACAGGAUAUAGGAGAAGACUGGGAUUGAAUGUGUCGUAUUAGUUUUGUUUCCAUAAAAUCCCUCGUUACCUUCCCCGUUCACGUUGUAACUUACAGAGUUGAUUUUUUAGAAACUUUUCUCUGUUAAUUAAUCGUCGUUAGAGCUGCAGUUGUCGAUUAGUGUCACUAUAAAGACAAGGGCACCAACACUGAACUACUAAAGAAGAAAUUGAGUUAGAGAUAGAUUAUUGUGGGUUGCCAGUAGAAGAAUGCGACGCUCAGGAGCUCCCAGCCAGCUCUUGGGUAAUGCAGUGAAAAAGCCUCGGUUUGUUCAUCCUGGAGCAUCUACUUCAUGUCUCCUGGCUGAAUCCAAGCCCCUUACCCCUAAACUUGGUUUGGGCAAUGCACUGGAAAAGGUCCAGAGAAGUCUAGCAGCACCAGCUCUGAGUAAAACAGAGUAUGAAGCCCAGCCCAAGGCUGCCAAGCCUGCUCCAGCCUUGUCAAAGGCUCUGGCUCGUGUUCUUAGUGCAACGGAAAGUAAGGAAAAUGAGGCUGAGACAGGACAUCCUAACGCUGGCUCGGACGAGUUCACAGAAGACAACAGACCAGCAGGAGUGAACGGUUACCCUCAGUUGAUUCCCGGGUCUUCUCAAACCCCUCAGCCUCCAGUGGGGUCAGCCUGUGUUUCUGGAGCCACAGGCUCAGACUCCGGCUGCAGUCAGGACGGAGUGCGUUACCUCAGUGUGAUGUGGUGUAAGGCCAGUAAGAAGAAACACAAGCGCUGGGAGGGCGAUGCAGUCCUGGUUACAAGAGGACGCACAGCCACACUGAAAGAUAUGGAGGGCAAGGAUAUUGGCAAGGGAAGUGGCUAUAAAGUGUCCGUGCUGGCCUCCCUGUCUGAGGGAGAGACCCUGAUGAUUGGAGGGAAGGAGGUGGAGGUGAUGGGGGUCAUUUCUGCUGAGGACUUCGCCAGGGGACGUUGUUUCCAAGAGGUCCAAGUAGAGAAAGAGGAGCCACACACAAAGUCGGCUCCACCUCCCUCUCGUCGCUUGGGGUCCAAACCUUUCUGCCCCCCAACGAUGUUGGGGAGAACAGAUAAUCCAGGAUCCAAACCAGGGGAGGAACAAACCUGCAGACCUCGCCAUGACCCACUGGCUGCAGGUGCACUGGUGAUGCCUCGUCCCUCUACUAAUCACCAGUGGUCUAAUAACAAGUCGGGGCUUCCUGUGGUUGACGUUGUUGUCGACCCAUACCUGACCACUCACCUGCGACCCCACCAGAGAGACGGCCUGCUCUUUCUCUAUGAGUGUGUCAUGGGCAUGAGAGCUAUGGGUCGCUAUGGGGCUAUCCUGGCUGACGAGAUGGGUCUGGGGAAGACCCUCCAGAGCGUGGCACUGUCCUGGACGUUGCUCAAACAAGGAGCGUACGGUGGGAAACCAGUCGCUAAGCGUGUCCUUGUGGUUACCCCUGGCAGCCUCGUGCAGAACUGGGGUGCAGAGUUUAACAAGUGGUUGGGCCGUGAGAGGAUCAGCAUUUUCACUGUGGAUCAGGACCACCGGAUAGAGCAGUUUGUAUUAUCCCCUCUGCACAGCGUUCUUGUCAUCAGCUAUGAAAUGCUGCUGCGCUGCCUGGAGCAGGUUCAGAAAGUGGAGUUUGGUCUUGUAAUUUGUGACGAGGGCCACAGACUAAAGAACAGCAGCAUCAAAACGUCCUCAGCCCUCAGCAGCCUGAGCUGUAACCGCAGAGUCAUACUAACAGGCACCCCAGUACAGAACGACCUGCAGGAGUUCUAUGCUAUUAUAGAGUUUGUUAACCCGGGGAUUCUCGGGUCGUCCACUGCAUAUAGGAAAGUGUAUGAGGAGCCCAUUCUACGCUCCAGACAGCCCUCCUGCACAGAGGAGGAGAGAGUUUUGGGAGAAGAGCGAGCAGCAGAGCUUUCUCGUCUGACUGGCAUGUUCAUCCUGAGACGGACGCAGGAGAUCAUCAACCGCUACCUGCCUCCUCGUCUCGACUGGACGUUGUUCUGCGACCCGUCCCCUCUGCAGCGAGAACUGUACAAGCAUCUCCUAUGCCACAGAGUCUUCAGAGCCUGCCUUCAGGGCUCCACGCAAACUCACACACACCUGGCCUGCAUCACUGCCCUGAAGAAGCUCUGUAACCACCCUGGUCUGCUCCACUCCACUGUCAAGGAAAAAACAGACCGUGGUUCAGUGGAGAGCUCUUUAUACGAGGGCCUGGUAGAGCUCUUCCCGGAAUCCUACUCUUCAGGUGGAUUCAACACUGCUGACUCUGGAAAACUUCUGGUUCUGUCGGACCUGUUGACCGCCAUCAGACAACUCAGCCCUUCAGACAGGGUGGUUGUAGUGUCCAACUAUACUAAGACACUUGACUUGCUCCAGGACUUGUGUGUACACUUGGGCUACACCUUCUGCCGACUUGACGGACAGACACCCACCAGCCAGAGACAGCGGCUGGUUGACAGUUUUAACAGUCCCUACUCUCAGACCUUCCUGUUUCUGCUGAGCUCCAAAGCAGGUGGAGUGGGGCUUAAUCUGGUGGGUGCUUCCCACCUGGUGUUGUAUGAUAUUGACUGGAAUCCUGCCAAUGACAUUCAGGCCAUGGCUCGAAUAUGGAGAGAUGGACAGAAGAAGGCAGUGCACAUCUAUCGUCUCCUCACUGCAGGCACUAUUGAGGAGCGUAUAUUCCAGAGACAGGUGUCGAAACAGGGGCUUUCGGGGACAGUGGUUGACCUGGGCAAAGGGGCGGAGCACACCAGCUUCUGCACCAGUGAACUGCAAGAUCUUUUUAGCCUGACAGACACGCCCUCUCUAACACAUGACCUGCUGAACUGCAGCUGCAGCAUGGACGGUUCAGUCCAGGCUGUCAUAGAGGAGGAGGAGUUGCACGUUUCUGAUAGGCCGUGCCAGCUCGGUCGUCAGGGUGACCGCGGGGGGCCAGCGCAGAAGCAUCUCAGCAUGUCUGAGCUGAUGCAGUGGAGACAUUUCUCUGGUGACACAUACACCUUCUCAGACCCCUACAUCGAUCAGGCACGAAACCACAUCACCUUCGCCUUUCAGACCACCAUCUCUCACACAGCUCAGUAAACAAACACACUAGAUUACACUCUAGAUAUAGAUGACUCACACACAUAUAUUUCUUCUACAUGUUUGUCUUCAGGCCCUCUGGGCUUUGUCUGCAGCCUGGCUACAACAUAUUACUAAACACUCAACAGUUGCUGCCAACAACAGCAAUACAGUUUCCAACAGUUUUAAGUGACAUUGUUUGUGGGAUUCUGUAUCUUGUCUUGAAUGUUUUCUUUAUUUAUUCAAAGAAAUUUGCUGUAAAACUUCAUUAAAUAAAUGAAAUUCAAAAGGAAUGUGUGUAAUAAACAGGCUUUUAAGGAGA